AUGAGCAUUUUCACUUUUAUUCCUAGCUCUUUCCCAAACAUCGCAUUUGGACCUAUCGCCUUCCGCGUCCCCCAAGCUUCUCCCCACCGUCUCUCACACACCUCCCCACGCACACGCCCACUCUUCCCACCGUCGCCCAAGCUUUCCCCCACCGUCGCUCACGCUUCCCCUUAUCGCCGCUCACGCUUCCUCCGACCUUCCCCCACACCGUCGCUCACGCCUUUCCCCACCUUCCCUCACGUUUCCCCUCUCAUCGCCCACGAUUCCUCCCACUGUCGCCCACGCUUCGGAGCACCGUCACCCACGCUUUCCCCACCGUCGCCCACGCUCCCCCCCACCGUCGCCCACGCUUCCCCCCACCGUCACCCACGCUUCCCCCCACCGUCACCCACGCUUCCCCCCACCGUCGCCCACGCUUCCCUCCACCGUCGCCCACGCUUCCCCCCACCGUCGCCCCCCGCUUCCCCCUACCGUCGCCCACGCUUCCCCCCACCGUCGCCCACGCUUCCCCCCACCGUCGCCCACGCUUCCCCCCACCGUCGCCCACGCUUCCCCCCACCGUCGCCCACGCUUCUCCCCACCGUCGCCCACCGCCACUGUCGCCCACGCUUGCCCUCCCAUCGUCCUCGCUUAGCCUUCCCGCCGACCUCCCUUCUCUCCUCCUCUCUCCACGUCAUCAUCACUCCCCUGCCCAUCACGUUCCCCCUCUUCACCAUCGCUUCUCUACCCAUGCCGCCCACCCUCUCAUCCCUUCCCAUUGCAGAAUGA
Closterium sp. Naga37s-1 is the source of this 768-nucleotide messenger RNA. The record is from the annotation of a GenBank genome assembly. Lineage: Eukaryota; Viridiplantae; Streptophyta; Zygnematophyceae; Desmidiales; Closteriaceae.